AUGCCUUCACUAUCAGAUACAUUAGAUUCGUUAAAAUCUCGUACAGAGGAAUUAGCUUAUUUAUCAACACUAAAUUCUAAACCAUCCGGUCCAUUCGUUCAAGCUUAUCUCCAUCUCCCUAAUGUAUUAAAUGGUAGUAAUAAUGGAAGAAACAACGUAUUGGAUCUAAUCAGAGAUGCAGGUGAAAGUGAGAGAAGAUUGUUCAAAUUUAUCGGUGAAACGGAUGGUCCAAGUGGGACUGGAAACAAGAGAGUUGAAAAAAGGGAAGGGGGAAUCGUAACUCCUCUGAAAGAACUUAAAUCUACCAAACAGAAAAAUGGCAGAGAUGAGAUUGAAGUGGUUUUGAGAACUGCUAUGAAAUUAGUUGAUGAUUAUCGACCCAUGCCAAGAGCAAGAGCACAUAUAGCGAAUCUAUUAGACAAUCAUCAUUCUUCACAAGAAAGAUUGAUUGAAUUGGAAGAAUUAAUUCGAGAUGCUAGUAAACCACCUCAAGUACCUUCUCCUCUGUCGACGGUCCAGAAGUCGGCUUCACCUUCGCCUCCUAAAGCAGACGUGGCCAAACCUGAUGAAGUGAAAAUGACUCCUGAGGAAUCUAUCAAAGCUGAAGAAGCAUCGUUAAGGGCACUAGAACUUUCUCUUAUACAACUGAGAAAAUCACACCAAAAUCAAGACGGAGGUCAAAAUCCACCAUCAUCGUUCGCCUCACCUCCGCAGUCAACGAGAAAUCUCGCUUCUUCCCCUCCUACAGGAAGGUAUGAACCAAAUACAGAUAUGAUGCAGACUCCCGCAAGACCAUUUGGCGGUAGUAGCGUAAGAGAGAUGAAUCAAACCCCAGCGACAGUAAGACAAAUGCCUCAUGUUACCAAUAGUCUAGUAGUGAACGGUAUGACACCAAGAAGGGUAGAUAGGUUCUCACCACUCAGACUACUCACUCCUAGAGCACCAGUGGGAUCAAGUGGGUUAAGUCAACCAGAAGAAAGAAGAACGAUAUUUGGUAGACCAAGUACUAGUCAUCCUCUAAAUAGAAGUUUGAGUGGAUCUGCCUCUGCAUCAGGCAUUGCUGGAUCAAACAGUCAACCUGUCGUACCUACUCCCGGUGGGCCAUCCACAACAACUCCUUUCAACAAAACUUUGACUAGUUCCACAAACGCUUCUUCCCAUGACGCGGAUGCAAGUUCGAAUGAGGACGAAACUGUAAGAUUCCCAAGGCCCGUUCCGCCGCCGGUCCUGGAAGCUCCAAUCCAGGAAUCCACGCCCGGCAGAACGGACGGAAAUGAACAUCCGACAGAAACGCCAAAAGCCACACCUGACGUGGGAAGCAAGGCACAAGAGAACAAUGGCAGUAGAUUAGAUGGAAUAGAUACGGAAGCGGAUGAGGUGAAAGCUGGUAUUGCCAAAGUCUGGAGUACUUUAGGUGAUAUGAUGCGACAAGGUAUCAAACCAGGUCAAGUUGUGGGAGAGGAUGUUCAAUCGUCUGUUAAACAUCUGAUUCACCUAUCUUCGUCAGAUCUUCCAUCACCUCCAUCCCCAAGCUCUUCUUCCGUAUCAUCCCUUUCAGCGCCCAGUGGAAUCCCGACAAAACCUAUCACGUCAGAAACCAUUCUAUUCUCUCAUCUAUUCAUAUCCCUCUUACGUUCUGCAUCACUCACAAGUGAAGGAAAUGGUGGAGUAGAUAUGAACGAACUGAAAGAGUCUUUGACCUCUAUUGCUAAAGCAAGGAAAUUCGAUGGUGCCAGUGGAUUAGGCACAAAAGUGAUCUACGCUGCAGUGGGUAAAAGGACUGUUAAAAUUGAAAGGAAAGGUGGAAGUGGUAGAGUUAGAUUUGCAGAUUAA
Molecule: messenger RNA, 1833 nt
Organism: Kwoniella shivajii
Lineage: Eukaryota; Fungi; Basidiomycota; Tremellomycetes; Tremellales; Cryptococcaceae
Exons: 5
Coding region: 1-1833 (610 amino acids)
Source: RefSeq, a predicted model, not a curated record